Fraxinus pennsylvanica is the source of this 444-nucleotide messenger RNA. The record is from the annotation of a GenBank genome assembly. NCBI's taxonomy places the organism in Eukaryota, Viridiplantae, Streptophyta, Magnoliopsida, Lamiales, Oleaceae.
AUGCCUGAACACUUUCACAAACUAGGACAUAUUGGAAUUAUCUCACGAUCUGGCACACUAACAUAUGAAGCGGUUUUUCAAACUACUGCCGUUAGCCUUGGACAGUCAACAUGUGUCGAAAUUAGUAGGGACACUUUCAAUGGAACAAAAUUUGUUUAUUGCAUAGAAAAGUUCCUUGCCAAUCAUCGGACAAAAAAUGGCACCAAAAAGCCCAUUGGUGCUUCCAUUGAGAGUUGUAAGCAUCACAUAUGGCAAGCUAUAAGAGCAUCAUCUACAUCGUCAUAUUAUCUAGAUGAUUACACUGGUGGUGUAUAUCGCUGGCAAGAUGGGGCUAUUGUAGCAAAUAAUCCUACUAAUUUUACUGUACGAGAAGCACAACUAUUGUGGCAUGAUGCUAAAAUUGAUUGCUUAGUUUCAAUAUGGUGCGGUCCAUUCCAACCAUAG